UAACUGGAUAAGAACGACAGAAGCAAUAAAUGAUAAUGAAAAGAAAACAGGAAACCUACUCAUCCACCCCGGUCAACUCAAACUGCUGGCACCCAUUAAAACUACUCGCAUUUUCAUUUCAAAAACCACCCGUUCUGAUGAUAACAAUUCCCAAAGAGAAAAAUAAAUCAUUUCUGCUAUCUGGUUGGGAGUCUCAUUUGUCUCAAAGGUCCUUCAGUCUGGGCAUCGUGGCCAUCGCCCCGCCGAACCGAACGCCUGGUCAUGUAGUUCUUCUCCCGUCAGAUUCUCGAUCCCUGGGAUCCAACUAUUGUUCCAGAUUGAGAUGUUGUCCCCCUACCCAUUCUCCACCACAUUCCAUUUUGUAUAAGCCCCUUAGCUGCCCAAAUACUUCUCCAAGUAAGUGUAGAUUGGAAGACCAAAAAAGGAGGACAACACUAUCCAGGACAACCGUACCACUCAACUGGUUUAGAUGUGCCGACUACAAAAUAAAAUAAAGACUAAAAGCACAAAGCGAAACAAAAGAACAAAAACCUAAAACCACUUGCCAGAGGCGGCAGGCUCAAGAGCGUGCUAGGGUAGCAGACUUAUUUAAUUUUUUUGUAAUUAAAUGAUAAGACAUUACUAAUUAAAUGAAUAUCAAUAUAAUUUUGGGACUAAAUUUUAAGUGUACAAACAAUCAACUUAAAGUUCAUGAUUCUUUCUUACAACAAAA
Molecule: messenger RNA, 712 nt
Organism: Gossypium arboreum
Lineage: Eukaryota; Viridiplantae; Streptophyta; Magnoliopsida; Malvales; Malvaceae
Exons: 3
Coding region: 30-494 (154 amino acids)
Source: RefSeq, a predicted model, not a curated record